GGCAAAUCUCCAUCUGCACCUUCCGCGACGCUGGGAACAGUGUGAGUGAAGACACCCAGGAUGGCUCAGGGAUCCGGGGAUCAAAGAACAGUGGGGAUUGCAGACCCAGAGGAGAGUUCUCCAAAUAUGAUAGUCUACCGCAAAAUCGAAGACAUCAUUACAAAGAUGCAAGAUGACAAGACAGGUGGUGUGCCUAUCAGAACAGUCAAGAGCUUUCUCUCCAAAAUCCCCAGCGUUGUCACAGGUACUGACAUUGUGCAGUGGCUUAUGAAGAACCUCUCCAUUGAGGACCCAGUUGAAGCAAUACACUUGGGAAGCCUCGUAGCUGCCCAGGGCUACGUCUUUCCGAUCUCGGACCAUGUUCUCACCAUGAAGGAUGAUGGCACCUUUUAUCGUUUCCAGGCCCCGUACUUCUGGCCUUCGAACUGCUGGGAGCCUGAAAACACUGACUACGCCAUCUACCUCUGUAAGAGGACAAUGCAGAAUAAAGCAAGGCUGGAACUGGCCGAUUAUGAAGCAGAAAACUUAGCAAGACUCCAGAGGGCCUUUGCAAGGAAGUGGGAAUUCAUCUUUAUGCAAGCAGAAGCACAAGUAAAGAUUGAUCGGAAAAAGGACAAGACAGAGAGGAAAAUUUUGGAUAGUCAAGAACGAGCCUUUUGGGAUGUCCACAGGCCAGUGCCAGGCUGUGUGAACACAACAGAAAUGGAUAUCAGAAAAUGUCGACGUUUGAAGAACCCGCAAAAGGUUAAAAAGUCAGUGUACGGCGUGACGGAAGAAUCCCAGUCGCAAAGCCCAGUGCACGUCCCCAGUCAGCCAAUCAGGAAAACUACAAAAGAGGACAUCCGGAAACAGAUAACAUUUUUGAAUGCACAGAUUGACAGGCAUCGUUUAAAAAUGUCCAAAGUGGCUGAAAGCUUAAUUGCUUACACAGAACAGUACGUGGAAUAUGACCCUUUGGUCACGCCAGCUGAGCCGUCCAAUCCCUGGAUCAGUGACGAUAUCGCUUUAUGGGACAUAGAGAUGAGCAAAGAGCCCAGCCAGCAGCGCGUAAAGAGAUGGGGCUUCUCUUUCGACGAGAUAUUGAAGGACCAGGUGGGGCAGGACCAGUUUCUACGAUUUCUGGAGUCAGAAUUCAGUUCCGAAAACCUCAGGUUCUGGUUGGCUGUCCAAGAUCUCAAGAAACAACCCCUACAAGAUGUGGCCAAAAGGGUGGAAGAAAUCUGGCAAGAGUUUCUGGCCCCCGGAGCCCCAAGUGCAAUCAAUCUGGAUUCUCACAGCUACGAGAUAACCAGUCAAAACGUCAAAGAUGGAGGGAGAUACACAUUCGAAGAUGCCCAGGAGCACAUCUACAAGCUGAUGAAGAGUGACAGCUAUGCCCGCUUCCUCCGGUCAAAUGCUUACCAGGACUUGCUGCUCGCCAAGAAGAAGCCAGAAAGUGAGCAAGGUCGUAGAACUUCCUUAGAAAAGUUCACUCGCAGUGUGGGAAAGUCGCUGGCGGGCAAGCGCCUCACCGGCCUGAUGCAGUCCUCCUGACGGUCCCCCC
Molecule: messenger RNA, 1543 nt
Organism: Eubalaena glacialis (North Atlantic right whale)
Lineage: Eukaryota; Metazoa; Chordata; Mammalia; Artiodactyla; Balaenidae
Gene: RGS6
Product: regulator of G protein signaling 6
Exons: 18
Coding region: 61-1533 (490 amino acids)
Biological process (GO): G protein-coupled receptor signaling pathway; intracellular signal transduction; regulation of G protein-coupled receptor signaling pathway
Molecular function (GO): GTPase activator activity
Source: RefSeq, a predicted model, not a curated record